Molecule: messenger RNA, 354 nt
Organism: Lytechinus pictus (painted urchin)
Lineage: Eukaryota; Metazoa; Echinodermata; Echinoidea; Temnopleuroida; Toxopneustidae
Product: HMG box-containing protein 4-like
Exons: 3
Coding region: 87-323 (78 amino acids)
Source: RefSeq, a predicted model, not a curated record
CCACGGUCGCGUCGGAUACCUGGGCCCGGGAGGCCGUUGCCAUUUCCAGCGUGUAUAAUUUCUUACACCCACAAGGGAAUAGAAAUAUGAAGAGCAAAAAGCAUAAGAAAGACAAAAAGAAGAAGCACAAGAAAGAGAAACACAAAAAGAGAAAUGGGACUUCUUCCGAGGAGAGUUCUGAGCCUGAGAUGGAAUGGGUCGAGUCCAGUUCCUCCUCCCACCAACCCCCCAAAGCCCCAUCUCCUGAUCCUAUCUCUAUCACUCCAAGCGAGAAAGAUGAUCCUUUAUCACAGGUGAGUCACGUAAAUGUUACACGCUACUGAAAAUCCUUGCAUCUGAGUGGCUGAAAGCAGA